Syngnathoides biaculeatus (alligator pipefish) is the source of this 2059-nucleotide messenger RNA. It is a transcript of the gene nsfl1c, whose product is annotated as NSFL1 (p97) cofactor (p47). Gene Ontology annotation, molecular function: ubiquitin binding. NCBI's taxonomy places the organism in Eukaryota, Metazoa, Chordata, Actinopteri, Syngnathiformes, Syngnathidae. The record is from RefSeq and is a predicted model, not a curated record. Bases 92 to 1318 code for a protein of 408 amino acids. The transcript is spliced from 10 exons. Gene Ontology annotation, cellular component: cytosol; nucleus. Gene Ontology annotation, biological process: nuclear membrane reassembly; membrane fusion; autophagosome assembly.
UAAAAAAAAAAAAGACCGGAUAGCUCAUAAGCCACCAAAACUGAAGUCGCGAAAAGCAGAAAUCCGCCAUCUUGAUACUCCCUAAACAACCAUGCUGACCCGUAGCUGCGUUCAUCGCCUGUUUCGUGGCUGUGAGAAAACAUUCCACAGGCAGGAAACGGAAGUGAAUUGGAGCCGAGUGGGCAAACCAAAAAUGGCGAGCCAAGAGGAGUCUGUGCGGGAAUUCGUGGCGGUUACUGAUGUUGACGAGGAGAGGGCCCGCUUCUUUUUGGAGUCUGCCGGUUGGAAUUUACAGCUUGCGCUUGGUAGUUUCUUUGAAGAUGGAGCUGAUGAUGACAUCGUGUCACUGCCUCACCUCGAAGGAGGCACCUCAGUGUCCAGAUCUACAGGCCCAAGUUCUCAACACCGUGUGACGUCGUUCAGAGACUUGAUGCAUGAGGCGGAAGAAGAGAGUGAUGAAGAAGAAGGUCAAAGGUUCUUUGCAGGGGGAUCAGAGCGCAGUGGCCAGCAAAUCGUUGGGCCUCCGAAAAAAAAGAGUCCCAAUGAUGUGGUGGAAGAUCUUUUCAAAGGAGCCAGAGAACAUGGUGCUGUGCCUUUGGAGCGCAGUGGGAAGGGAGCAGGAGAAUCUAGCAGAGCGAAAGCCUUCGACGGAGGUGGAUACAGGCUAGGAGCAGCUCCUGAGGAGGAGUCGACAUAUGUUUCUUCUGGGAGACGUGACCCCAAUGCCCAACAGGAUGUACAUGUUGUGCUGAAACUGUGGAAGACAGGUUUCAGUCUGGAUGAAGGGGAACUCCGGAACUACAGCGAUCCUAGCAACGCUCACUUCCUCGAAGCAAUCCGUAGAGGGGAGAUUCCUUUAGAGCUAAGGCAGCGUUCUCGGGGGGGCCAGGUGAACCUGGACAUGGAGGACCACAGAGAUGAGGACUUCACCAAACCCAAAAUGGCCUUCAGAGCCUUUGGAGGAGAGGGUCAAAAACUAGGAAGUGCUGCUCCACAGUUGGUUUCAGCCCCUGCCACUUCCCAGCAGGACCAGGCGGCAAACGAAGCCCAGGCCAGGGCUUCUGUGAGCCUGGACACCUCCCAACCUGUCACUAACAUUCAGAUCCGACUGGCAGAUGGUGGCAGGCUGGUUCAAAAGUUCAAUCAUACCCACAGGGUGUCUGACCUGCGCCAGUUUGUGGUAGCAGCCCGGCCCACCAUGGCUGCCAGGGCGUUCAUCCUGAUGACCACCUUCCCCAACAAGGAGCUGUCGGACGAGAGCCAGACGCUUCAGCAAGCCAACCUCCUCAAUGCCGUCAUUGUGCAGCGGCUACAAUGAGGGCGGAGGCGAAGACACCCGCUCAACCCUGAGCGGCCAUCUUUCUUCCCUUGAAGCCUGGUGUCCCUCCUUCCUUGAGGAGGAGGAGAGACAGACUUCUGUUUGGACCUCUUAUUUUUCAUUUUUGUUUUCUAAAACAAAAUACCCCUAGCAUUUGAUCAUUCAUCCACGCUGACGGCAGAAGAAGAGAAUUUGCGGUUAAUCAAGCUUUGAUACCUACAUGGUGAUCAGUAAAGUAUCAGUCUUAUUUUGUUCUCAAUUCUUGAUGGGAGUAUAUCGUGGUUCUUGUUACUUAUCUGGAACAAUCCAACAAAUAUCUGUAGCCUUCCACUUUCAAGACCCUUAACGACAACAAUGUCCCAUUUGGUUGACAUUAGUGAUGUUAGCCCUCCCACAGUCCUUUCUUGAAUUACCAGAUAUGAUUAUCCCAGCAAUACUGCAGGGUUUUGUUUUUGUGUGGCAUCACCAAUAGUUGUUUUAUAAUUAAUACAAACUGAUGAUUGAGUAACAAGAGAACAUAAUGUAGAUUGUAAACUAGUUUGUAGCUGUGGAAGGUGGAUAUGUUCUAUGCAUCCUGGGGCAACAUGGAAAUAUGUAUGGACCUCUGAGAAAAUAAACCCAUUUUAUGGUCAAUUUACAAAGAAGCGAGGGUUGUGUUUUCCAUAUUUUUGGGAAAUACUCGGUGAUAACUGGAAAUUGUAUGACUUGAAAUAAAUGCCACUGUAUUUUGGAUUCAUCUCA